AAUUUUAAAUUCCCCGACUCAAGUACUAAUGUUGUUAUAACGGAAUAUUUAUUUGCCUUCGUGAAAUAUUUUUCUAAUGAGCGUUAUUUCCUAUUCGUCAAUUAAUUUAGACCGAUAGAAAAGUCAUUAUAAAACAACUUGUUAGAGAUCGUUUCAUUCAGUAUUUGUUUAGUGUCAAACGACACGCACAAUUAUUUUUUUAAAUAUUGUUAUUUACUUUUGUACAAAAAUAAAAGAUAAUAUAAUCAGUGAAUAUUUAUAAUAAUUUAUUAGCCAUGAUUUUUAAUACAGCGAAUGUGCGUCGAUUUUUAAUAUUGAUGUUUAUAGAGCUAAAAUUACUCGAAGCGCAAGUUUCUACGGCAAAUAAUAAUGAAGGCAACUUGCCAACUUCGGUAGAACCGAGGUUUUUAGAUCUCGGCGCCCUGGGAUUCCCAAACUUUGGUUCGGGAAGAUUCGGAAAUCCGACAAGUAAUUAUCCCACGAAUUCCUUUUUCCCUAACGGAAAUCAGAAUAAUAUGCAACGGCCGCAACAGAGUUUAAGUUACCCCAAUCAAGGGAACUUCCAAAAUAGACCAGGUCAAGGUUAUGGGCAACAAUAUCCUAAUCAGCAAGGCUAUCCAAAUCAGCAAGGUUACCCAAAUCAGCCAGCCUAUCCUAAUCAGCUAGGGUACCCCAAUCAACAGGGCUUUCCAAAUCAACAAGGUUAUCCAAAUCAGCCAGACUACCCUGACCAGCUAGGGUACCCAAAUCAGCCAGGGUACCCGAGUCAGUCAGAUUAUCCUAAUCAACAAGGUUACCCGAAUCAACAAGGUUAUCCGAAUCAACAAGGUUAUCCAAAUCAACAAGUUUAUCCUAAUCAACAAGACUACCCAUAUUUUGGCGACAGUAUGAACCCAAAUCCAAAUUAUCAAAGUCCCGAAUAUCCUAGUGAAGACUUUCAGAACAGACCAAUUGAUGGAGGCUAUCCAAACCAGGGCAGAUUGCCCUACCAAGGAGGAAACGAAUACCCCAAUUAUCAAAGACCAGAAUACUUUAACAGACCAGGCGAAGGACCAGCCAUGUAUCCAGAAAACGUGAACGGGCCUUAUCAAAAUCCUGGCGGGCCAGUAAAUCAAGGAGGAUAUUUCAAUCAACCCGGGCAGGGCUAUCCUGCCAAUUCAUUCGGGUACCCACCAAGCAAUCAAUACCCCUCCCCAGGUUAUGGUCCAGGUCAAAGUAACCCCAACUAUCGGCCGGAUGAAGUCGGCAAUCCAGACGUAAAUACAAAUUUUCCAGACGCUUUGGAUCAAUUCCAGCCAUAUAACCCACAGAAUCCAAAUUUCGUGCAGCCUGGUGCAUUUCAAAAUAAUAAUCCCGGUACUGACAUGCAAGUUCCGAAUCAAAUGGGUGUAAGUGGCAAUCCGUCAAUGAAUCAGUAUCCAAAUUCAGUUACACCGCUUCCAGGAGGACCAGAAAAUGCCCCUCCACUAGUAAAUGAACCACCACCAUCGUAUAACCAAGGAAGUGUUCCCAAUGAUAACGAGGCGGCAGGCAUUCUAGGAAAACCAGUCACUAUACCACCAGAACUGCUGACAACAACACCUGAUGAAACAGUGCCCGAUAACAGUACAGAAGACGCAACUAAAAAAAAAUGUGUCCAGGACUGUCCAUCCACGUCAGAAUAUAAUCCUAUGUGUGGUACAGAUAACGUGACGUACAUAAAUCCUGGCAAAUUUCUUUGUGCCCAAAAUUGUGGCGUAGCUGUGCAACUCCUUCAGCGGGGCAGAUGUGAUGGUGACAUAACUAUGUGAGAAGUUGUUUGGAGCAGGACGUCUAUUAACAAUAGAAAACUGAAUUAAAUGUUGCAUUUCUUGAAAAUAAUGGCAUUAGGUACUUAACACUUUGUGUGAUAUAAAAACUGGAUCAUCAAAGUUUUUAGAGCUGUAUUCAG
Spodoptera frugiperda (fall armyworm) is the source of this 1930-nucleotide messenger RNA. Its product is annotated as collagen alpha-3(IV) chain. The record is from RefSeq and is a predicted model, not a curated record. NCBI's taxonomy places the organism in Eukaryota, Metazoa, Arthropoda, Insecta, Lepidoptera, Noctuidae. Bases 276 to 1790 code for a protein of 504 amino acids. The transcript is spliced from 5 exons. Gene Ontology annotation, molecular function: protein binding; serine-type endopeptidase inhibitor activity.